GCUUAAUAAAUAGAACUCGUUGCAGGUGGCCAACACCUAGUGUAAGCGUGGCUGUGUAUUGGAAGAGUGCUCCGAUCACUCCACUUCCAUUCGAUCCAAGCAUUCCCACUCAGAGUCUGGGCAAAAAGAGCUCUGGAAUCAACUAUGGCGCGUUGGUGGUCAAUUUUGAGCGUUGUGUGCCUCUGCCUGGCAGUGGCACAUGGCCAGGACAAACUGGAGGGCGUUGAUGUCGAGGAGGUGUGCGCCGACCGUCCCGCGGACGAGUACUUCCGCCUGGAGACCGACGGCGACUGCCGCGAGGUGUACAGGUGCGACAGUGCCGGCGAAGAUGGCCGAUGGCGGCUGGCGUCGAUUCGCUGCGCCGGCGGCCUGGCGUUCGAUGUGCUGCGCCAACUUUGCGAUUGGAAGUCGAACGUGAAGUCUUGCGAUGUGCUCGAGAAGCCCCGCAAGGCCAAGCCCAUCCUGAAGACGGAUGAGCCCAUCUGUCCCGAGGGCAAGCUGUCCUGCGGCGACGGCGAGUGCCUCGACAAGGAGCUCUUCUGCAACGGCAAGACCGACUGCAAGGACGAGUCCGAUGAGAACGCUUGCUCUGUGGAUGAGGACCCCAACCGCGCUCCCGAGUGCGACCCCACGCAGUGCGCCCUCCCCGACUGCUUCUGCUCGGCGGACGGAACCCGCAUCCCCGGAGGCAUCGAGCCCCAGCAGGUGCCCCAGAUGAUCACGAUCACCUUCAACGGCGCCGUCAACGUGGACAACAUCGACCUGUACGAGGACAUCUUCAACGGGCAGCGCCAGAACCCGAACGGCUGCUCCAUCAAGGGCACCUUCUUCGUGUCGCACAAGUACACCAACUACUCGGCGGUGCAGGACCUGCACCGGCGCGGCCACGAGAUCUCCGUGUUCUCGCUGACGCACAAGGACGACCCCAACUACUGGACGGGCGGCAGCUACGACGACUGGCUGGCCGAGAUGGCCGGCUCCCGCCUGAUUGUGGAGCGGUUCGCCAACAUCACCGACGGCAGCAUCAUCGGCAUGCGGGCGCCCUACCUGCGCGUCGGCGGCAACAAGCAGUUCGAGAUGAUGGCCGACCAGUUCUUCGUGUACGACGCCUCCAUCACCGCCUCCCUGGGCCGCGUGCCCAUCUGGCCGUACACGCUCUACUUCCGCAUGCCGCACAAGUGCAACGGCAACGCCCACAACUGCCCCUCGCGAAGCCAUCCCGUGUGGGAGAUGGUGAUGAACGAGCUGGACCGCCGCGACGACCCCACCUUUGACGAGAGCCUGCCCGGUUGCCACAUGGUCGACUCGUGCUCGAACGUGGCCAGCGGCGACCAGUUCGCCCGCCUGCUGCGGCACAACUUCAACCGCCACUACAACAGCAACCGCGCCCCGCUGGGCCUCCACUUCCACGCCUCGUGGCUGAAGUCGAAGAAGGAGUACCGCGACGAGCUGAUCAAGUUCAUCGAGGAGAUGCUGGGCCGCAACGACGUGUUCUUCGUGACCAACCUGCAGGUGAUCCAGUGGAUGCAGAACCCCACCGAGCUCAACUCGCUGCGCGACUUCCAGGAGUGGAAGGAGAAGUGCGACGUCAAGGGCCAGCCCUACUGCUCGCUGCCCAACGCGUGCCCCCUGACCACCAGGGAGCUGCCCGGGGAGACCCUGCGGCUGUUCACCUGCAUGGAGUGCCCCAACAACUACCCCUGGAUCCUCGAUCCCACCGGCGACGGCUUCUCCGUCUGAGGAGCGCAGUCCCGCCGUCCUCUUUCCCGCUUCCCUAACAGGAGAACAACUCACAGUAGUUCCACCGAGAGUCUGAUAAACUAAACAACGAAAGCCCCAGCAAACUGUGCCGGCUGCCAAACGCCGAGCCCUCUGCAGAAAUACUCAAUUUGUUGCAUCUUGCUUCUUGUGUGAUCCUAAGCCACUUUCCUCUUUCUGUUAUUUAUGUGAACUCUACUCUCUGCCUUUCUUUUCUGACUAUCUGUAUCUUUCCUCUAUACCUGUAUCUUUAUCUGUUUCUGUAUCUGUUUCCCCCCUCUGUUGAUUUAAAAGUGAUUUGUUUUAACCUACUUCGCUGCUUCUUUGACCUGCUCAAAGACAAUUUUCACAAACAAACAAAACCAAGCGCCAAAAAUCGCAGCAGCAAACAUCUUCGUAAUUUUAUAAGUAUUUUUUAUAAGAAAAAUAUAAAAAAUAUAUAAAAAAAUUUUAAA
Molecule: messenger RNA, 2213 nt
Organism: Drosophila ficusphila
Lineage: Eukaryota; Metazoa; Arthropoda; Insecta; Diptera; Drosophilidae
Gene: verm
Product: chitin deacetylase 1
Exons: 6
Coding region: 145-1740 (531 amino acids)
Biological process (GO): carbohydrate metabolic process
Cellular component (GO): extracellular region
Molecular function (GO): chitin binding; protein binding
Source: RefSeq, a predicted model, not a curated record